Astrephomene gubernaculifera is the source of this 1878-nucleotide messenger RNA. NCBI's taxonomy places the organism in Eukaryota, Viridiplantae, Chlorophyta, Chlorophyceae, Chlamydomonadales, Astrephomenaceae. The record is from the annotation of a GenBank genome assembly.
AGCUUGCCUACUAGCGCUCAUGCAUGCGCGCGCCGCUUGCACCCAACAUAGUUUGCCUGGCUUUGGCCUGCGUGCGUGCGCCCGCGCGUGUAGCAUUGCAUGAUGUCCUCCCUCAUUAGUAACACACCACCCCUAACAUUUUGACCGUCCGCUGCAAGCGGCCCUUGUGUAAGAACAUUCUUGAUUAAAUUCACUCUACCGUAAAAACAUUCUAGCUACUUGGACUGCCAACGUGGCGCUAGAGCUUACGCAGCUUCCUCCUCAUCUUACUGUACUACUAAUACAAUAAAAUUGCUCAUGCGAUUGGAGCUAUAGCAGUAUUGGCGUAAGAACACGAAGAUAAUAGUGCCAGCUUCAGCCGUGCUAACUUCCUAUUUAUGGCCGAGGCACUUGGCUUGCACUCGCGAAUUUAGCUUAGCACAGUUAUGCGCCAAGCUGUGACCCCAGGACGUGUGACGAGGGGAACCAAACGAGUGAAGACAGCUGUGGUGCAGUGGGUAAACUCGGUGUCCUCUUUGCUGCGGAGCCCAAUCCCAAGUCGUUCUUUCGAGCCAAAACCUCGAUUCAGCUUCCAACGCCUGCACCUCCAGCCCGGCGCGCCUGCAGGACCCGGGGCGGGCGCUGGUGCCGGUGCACUCGCGUACUGCACCCGGCACGGCAGCGGUCUGACCGCCCCGCCACUGGACAUGGACUCCCCUCCUGACGCGCUGCCCCCGGCCGCCCCCGUCCCCUGGUGGACCAAGAUCACCCGGUGGCGGCAGACAUCGCGGCAGGAGGGGCGGCAUGCGGAGCAGCGGGUGCUGGGACUCUUCCCGGGCCCCGGCGGCCCGCUGACGGCUCGCGACGUGCGCAUCGGGCCGGGCAAGGAGGACUACCUUCACACGCUGCAGGGGGGUCCCGACUCGGUGGACCCGCCGGUGGUGCUGAUGCCGGGCUACGGAGCGGGGGUGGGGUUCUACUACCGCAAUUUCCCCGGCCUGGCUCAGCGGCUGCGGCUGUUCGCUGUUGACUGGCUGGGCACGGGUCUGUCGGGGCGGCCGCGCUACCUCGCCCGCACCCGGCAGCAGGCGGAGGACUUCUUCCUGGACAGCCUGGCGAGCUGGCGGAGGGAGGCGGGGCUGGAGGGGAGCAAGAUGGUGCUGGUGGGUCACAGCCUGGGCGGCUACCUGGCAGCCAGCUACGCGCUGCGCCACCCGGAGCACGUGGCGCACCUGGUGCUGGUGUGCCCGGCGGGGGUGCCCAAGGCCCCCGAGGACUGGGAGCGGCGGUGGCUGGGCGAGCGGUGGAGCUGGCGCGGGCAGGUGUUCCGCGCCCUGAUGUGGGGCUGGGAGGCGGGCCUCACGCCUGGGGCACUCAUCCGGGGACUGGGGCCCUGGGGGCAGAGCAUCGUGUUCAAGUACGUGGCCAACCGCUUCUCGCAUCAUGGCGAGGGUCUGAGCCCCCGCGAGGUGGAGGUCUUCCGGGAGUACUUUUACAGCAUCGCAGCGCUGCCGGGUAGUGGGGAGUACGCGCUCCGCCACUUGUUGGCCCCGGGUGCCUGGGCCCACGCACCGCUGGAGGAGCGGCUGCACGAGCUGCGGGUGCCCGUCACCUUCAUAUACGGCAAACACGACUGGAUGCGCCCCGAGCAUGCGGUGCGGCUGUGCGAGCGGCUGCGGGCCCAGCGCCCGCCCUCCGCCCCGCAUGACCUGGCGGUGCAGAUCAUUGAGGACGCGGGGCACUUUGUGUUUCUGGACCAACCGGAGCUGUUUGACAAGGCGCUCACAUCCGUGGUGGCUCCCUACCUGGCACCCGGGCGGGGCGGGCAGCGGGGCGCGGCGGAGGAGUACGCGGCGGCGGGCACACGCGUGCGCACUGCACCCGAGGCGGAGGGCGGGG